Messenger RNA from Metarhizium brunneum ARSEF 3297, 1215 nucleotides. RefSeq names its product FAD-dependent monooxygenase OpS4. Lineage: Eukaryota; Fungi; Ascomycota; Sordariomycetes; Hypocreales; Clavicipitaceae. Gene Ontology annotation, molecular function: monooxygenase activity; FAD binding. The record is from RefSeq and is a predicted model, not a curated record.
AUGCCCCUGGACAUUGCCAUUAUCGGCGCGGGCAUCGCCGGGUUGACCGCCGCCGUGUCCCUCCGCCGCAGUGGCCAUCGUGUUCAGAUUUACGAAGCAUCAGCCUUUUCUGGCGAGAUUGGCGCAGCCUUGAACCUGACGCCAAAUGGCGUCCAGGUACUCCAACAUCUCGGGUUUGACUUUGAACGGGCCAAGGCCGUCCAGAUGGUCAACUGGGACACCGUCAGUGGCAUAGACCUUGGCAGAAUCGCCUGCCAAGAUUUGCACGCCGCCGCCGACAAGUUUGGCGCUCCCUUCUUCGCCGUUCACCGGGUGGACUUGCACGGGGAGCUCAUGAGGCUGGCCAACGUCUCCGAGGCGCGAGGGCCAGCAACGGGCCAGCAAGCAGACGGCAUCCUGCUUCAGCUUGCCUCGCCCGUGACAAGGGUGGACGCCGAGGAGGGGCGGAUUGAGUUUGCAGACGGGACCGUCAGGCAUGCCGACCUCGUCGUGGGCGCCGACGGCCUGCGUUCUGUCGUGCGCGAUGCAGUGGCUCGCGGCGCCGGCGUUGGUGAGCCCGUUGGCCUCGUGGCGACGGGCCAGAGCGCUUUUCGCUUUCUCGUCCCGACCGAGGACCUGCAGGCCACUGCGUCUGGGCGCAAGCUGCUGGCGUGGAAGACCCCUGGUGCCUGCUUGCUGGCCGACACCAAGCUUGUGGACAAGGAGCGGCACAUCAUGUGGUAUCCCUGUCGAGAUGGCGCUGUUCAGAACUUUGUAGGGAUACAUCCGUCUCUGGACACGUCGGAAGCGGAUGCGGCCCCAGAUGUGCAGGCUCAGAUGUUGCGACAGUUUGGGCAUUUCGACGCAGAUGUUGUACAGAUUCUCAGGGACGCCAAGGACACCAAGUGCUGGCCGCUCUUCUCGAUGAAGCCGCUUUCAUCCUGGACAUUUGGCAAAGCCGUAUUGAUUGGCGACGCUGCUCAUCCGAUGCUUCCAUUCGGCGGGCAGGGCUCCAACCAAGCCAUCGAGGACGGCGGCGUCUUGGGUCGUGUCCUCACCGGCGUCCAAGAUGCCGCAGGGCUUCCUCAACGUCUGGAGCUCUUUGACAAGCUUCGGGUGCUUCGGGCCUCGCGGAUCCAGGUUCUGUCCAGCGUCCGGGCCAACAACGAACAUCUUGUCCAGGACCAGAUCGCUCAAUACAUGGAGCCUGGAGUGCCGCGUACGUGCAGCCCCUGA